GCGCCCGCCGCCGCCGCAGCCGCCGCCUCCACCCGCCCGCCGCGCGGACCAAGGGAGCGGGGUCGCCGCCGCCUGCCCGCCCGCGUGCCGGGGCUGCGGUGGGCCAGGAUGUCGGGCUUCCUGGAGGAGCUGCUCGGCGAGAAGCUGGUGACGGGCGGCGGCGAGGAGGUGGAUGUGCACUCGCUGGGCGCCCGCGGCAUCUCGCUGCUCGGGCUCUACUUCGGCUGCAGCCUGAGCGCCCCCUGCGCGCAGCUCAGCGCCAGCCUGGCCGCCUUCUACGGCCGCCUGCGGGGGGACGCGGCGGCCGGGCCGGGGGCCGGGGCGGGGCCGGGGCCGGGGGCCGGGGCGGCGGCGGAGCCCGAGCCGCGGCGCCGCCUGGAGAUCGUCUUCGUGUCCUCGGACCAGGACCAGCGGCAGUGGCAGGACUUCGUGCGGGACAUGCCGUGGCUGGCGCUGCCCUACAAGGAGAAGCACAGGAAGCUUAAACUUUGGAACAAAUAUCGAAUUUCCAACAUUCCAUCACUAAUAUUCCUAGACGCCACCACCGGGAAGGUCGUGUGCAGGAAUGGGCUGCUGGUGAUCCGUGAUGACCCAGAAGGUUUGGAAUUCCCUUGGGGACCUAAACCCUUCAGGGAAGUCAUUGCAGGGCCCUUGCUUAGAAAUAACGGGCAGUCCCUGGAGAGCAGCAGCCUGGAGGGGUCUCACGUGGGAGUCUAUUUCUCCGCACACUGGUGUCCACCCUGCCGAAGCCUCACGCGGGUCCUGGUGGAAUCCUACCGGAAGAUCAAGGAGGCAGGCCAGAAAUUUGAGAUCAUCUUUGUUAGUGCAGACAGGUCAGAGGACUCAUUCAAGCAGUACUUCAGUGAGAUGCCCUGGCUCGCUGUCCCCUACACCGACGAGGCCCGGCGGUCGCGCCUCAACCGGCUGUAUGGAAUCCAAGGCAUCCCCACCCUCAUCGUGCUGGACCCGCAGGGGGAGGUGAUCACGCGGCAAGGGCGCGUGGAGGUGCUCAACGAUGAGGACUGCAGAGAGUUCCCGUGGCACCCCAAGCCCGUGCUGGAGCUCUCCGACUCCAACGCUGUGCAGCUCAACGAGGGCCCCUGCCUCGUCCUUUUUGUAGAUUCUGAGGAUGAUGGGGAGUCUGAAGCGGCCAAGCAGCUUAUCCAGCCCAUAGCCGAGAAGAUCAUCGCCAAGUACAAGGCCAAAGAGGAAGAGGCGCCGCUUCUGUUCUUCGUGGCGGGGGAGGAUGACAUGACUGACUCCCUGCGAGAUUAUACCAACCUGCCUGAGGCUGCCCCUUUGCUCACCAUUCUGGACAUGUCAGCCCGGGCCAAGUACGUGAUGGACGUGGAGGAGAUCACCCCUGCCAUUGUGGAGGCCUUUGUGAAUGACUUCCUAGCAGAAAAGCUCAAACCCGAGCCCAUCUAGUGGGGCUCUGGCCUCAUGAGACGUUAUUUAAAACUCAGUCUUCUCCUCCUCCUCCCCUUCCUUCCCUUUGCCCUUGGACUUUUCCAGCGUGUUUUGAAUCACACAACUCAAGUGUCCAACCUCUCUGUGGUGCCUUGUUUUCUGCAUUAACUCCUCAGCUAGCACCUCAGGGUGCGCAUCCUCUCAGCAGCAGAAGAACCCACCGUGUUUGGAGACCCUGCUUGGGAUUCACGGGGCUGGCAUAACCCAGCCAGAAGUGGGACUGCGUCACUUAGUGACUAGCUCUUAGUGAAGCAUCCGCCAGGGUGUUCUCCUGCCAAGUUCACAUGAAGCAACAGGGCAUCGGGGCUUGGGCCCUGCCUCUGGGGUCAGCACGUGCUCGAGACAGCUCAGUGACACCUGUACGUGCAGGUGGAGCAGGGAAAGGGCCACGGCGGCGUUAGGCCUCAGCUUAGAGCUGCUGGUGAGAACAUCCUUUCCUAGUGACUUAGUCUGUUCAGUCUGAGGGAGAAACACCAGCUUGUCAGUCAGUUCUUGGGCAGCGGAUCUCCAGAUCUCAAAGGAAGCUUGCGUUCUCUUUUGGUGAGAAAAAGAGUAGCUACAGUAAUGAUUUAUAUAGUAAUUGCUUACUUUUAUUGAGCUCCUACCAUGUGAUAGGAGCUUCUCAUUCUUUCCUAGUAUCUUUCUUCCUUGAUCUUGACCUUCUCCAAGUUUCAUACGAACAGCCCCUACUAUCUUGGAAUUUUGUUGAUAAAUUCUCACCCUUGGACAUCUUCCCAAGAAGAUGCACUCAGCCCUGCCUUCUUAGAGGAGCAGACCUCUAACUUGGCCCAGCUUCGGGCCUGGGGCGGCAGCAGCUCUGCUGAGGUGCCUGUGCCCACCUUUGGUUACCCCUGUCGUUCCCUUUUCAUAGCAGAACUAAAAAGAGACAAGAAAUUACCAGAAGCCUAGCUUUUUGCUAAGAACCUGCAGAAAGAGCUGUGCCCUAGGGUGGGAGUGAGGGCAGAGGACAUUUCAAUGAAGAGUAGGCCUUGGAUCCGCUUUGCUAGGUUCCGGUAGCUCAGCUCCUUAUUUGGGCUGAACUGACCACAAAAACAAAAACCAUAACAGCUGCGUACUUAGGCUUUGGGUUGGAGGGCUUCGGCCUAGGGAUUCGCAGGGUGUUAGCCUCUCUCAGUCAGGCGUCAGGGUCUUGAAAUAAUCCCAGGCCUUACCCUUCACCCCACUCCCAGCUGUCUGCCAGUCAAGACCGUUUAUUUGGAAAACCCAGCCCCCAGUGAGCUGUUGACACUGUUGCUCCUUUGCCAAAUUGGAUUGUUGAUUUGUAGUUCAGAGGUACAACAUUAGUUGGUAAUUAGACUGUUCCUUGAUGUCACCAGCCUGAAAUGCAAUUGCCUAGUAGGAAAUAAAGCGGGCAUCUCUGGACGUUAUCAACCA
This is a messenger RNA of Equus quagga, 2865 nucleotides long. RefSeq names its product nucleoredoxin (gene NXN). The coding region runs from base 109 to 1428 and encodes 439 amino acids. Gene Ontology annotation, molecular function: thioredoxin-disulfide reductase (NADPH) activity. The transcript has 8 exons. The record is from RefSeq and is a predicted model, not a curated record. NCBI's taxonomy places the organism in Eukaryota, Metazoa, Chordata, Mammalia, Perissodactyla, Equidae.